GGCCAAUAGGCUGGCAGCGCUGUCUUUGGACCGGCGGUGCGGUGUCGGGGCUGGCAGUGGCCGUAGGGUUGCGGCCGGGUCAGGAUGAGCGGCUCUUUGCGUGCGGCCCUGCGCUUGGGGGCCUGGGCAGCGCGGGGCCGGCCCGGGCGGCGACACCUGAGCGAGGCGGCCGCUGGAAACACCGGAGGCAGCGGCGGGGCCGAUGGCAGCGGAGGCUCCGGUUCGAGGGAAGCGGUGGAACGUCUGGUGCGGGAGCACCCGGUGGUGGUGUUUAUGAAGGGCAGCCCGGCUCAGCCCCUCUGCGGCUUCAGCAACGCCGUGGUGCAGAUCCUGCGGCUGCACGGCGUGGAGGAUUACCGAGCACACGACGUCCUGCAGGACCCCGACCUACGGCAAGGAAUAAAAGACUACUCCAACUGGCCUACCAUCCCACAAGUUUACCUCAAUGGUGAAUUCGUUGGUGGCUGUGAUAUCCUCCUCCAGAUGCAUCAGAAUGGGGAUCUCGUAGAAGAGCUAAAGAAAUUAGGAAUCCGCUCAGCACUUCUGGAUGCAGAAAAAGACCAAGAAAAAAAGUAAAAUGAGGAAGAGAAAAAGAUGCCGUGAUGGGAAGAAAGGAAAUCUUUGAUGAGAACUUGUAACCAGUAAAGCCUUAUGUACUUCAGUUCAAAGAAGGCAUCUUUUUAAACUGAUACUAUGAUUUAUCAGUGGAUGUCUGUUAGCUCAUGGUAAAUGUAGUGAUCUCACUAUUUUGAUUUAUGGAUAUUGUGAAAAUAUGAGUAUAACCACUGUACUGUAAAGCACACACACGUGGGAAUUGUUUUAAGAAAAGUAAAAAAGAAGUUCACUUCUAAAAGCAUUCUGUUGACUGAUGCCGGAGUAAACCAAAAGAACUAAUAAUGCUAUUUGUAUUGAUUGAUUGUUUCUUUGUUUCGCAAACCUGUGUGCAAACAGUGUUUGCGUUCCUUUGCUCUUGAAAAAGUGCUAAGUAGUGCUAGUGCAUCUGUGGGGUUUUGUUUUGUUUCUGUUUUUUAUAACUCCUGAUGAUAAGAAUUCCCAAGAUCCUGUAAAGUUACUACCAUCUCAUACGAUAUAGGAGAAAAUAGCUCUCAAACAAUAUAUAAGAAAUCGUGGUAUGAGAGUGCAUGAAAUACACUUCUAUUCCAAAGGCUAAAAAUAAACACACUAGUACAAAUACAUGUAUAAUGGUCAUCAUUACUUUGUAUCUUCCUGUUAGCUGUUAAAGAACUGCUAUCAAUUGUGCCUGAUGAUUUUUAUAAAACCUUUUCUACCUCUUGCAAAGUGUUUUUCCCCCUGUUUAUAUACUUUGUGUACUGCAGUUUCUCUGUGUCAGUUUUAGAAUGUGGGAAUUGUUAAGGCUUCAGCAUUCUUGUUUGCAAUAGUACAGGAGAAAACUUCAGUAAUUACUGUAUUAUUUGCUAGUUACUGAGUUAUCUUUUUAGAUUUGUUUUAUUUCCAAGUAUCGUCUCUGAUCAGCUAUGGUUCCUGGAGUGUGGUUUUCAAAUGUGGGUUAAACAGAUUAAACUUUCACUGGAGAGAAGAUGCAAAGUGCAGCAGAAGGGCUACUGAAAAUAGCCAAAGUGUUCCUUUGUUGGAAGCUCUGGGAAGUCUUCAAAUAACUAUCUAACCCUGUUUUCCCAGGUAAAAAUGAACAGUGUAGCUUCACCUGUACAGUAAUACUGCUGAGGAUAAAAGCUAACCAUGCUGUUUUUAUAUGCCAUUUACCUUUAUGAAUGCAGACCGGGGAAUGGUUUGCAUGUGAGCUAAGCAAGAGAUUGGAAAUAAAGUGUUUUAUGUAGAUUGUCUGCAAUAGUUCCUUUUUAUUUUAAAUUACUGUAAUGAAUCCAAUACUGCUUUUAAUGUGAAAUCUAAAAUGUAGGGAAGAAAAAUAAUCCCUCACUGGAAGAGGAUCUCAGUGCUGUUAACUGGUGGUUGGGGGUUUUAAUGCAAGUUUCAAUUCCAUCUCUUUUGUGUUCACCAUAGCAAGCUGUCUAGUAGACAAAACACGUCCCUGUACAGCUUGAACAGAAUUUGCUGAAUGUGUGCUGGUUACAGUAUGUUUAUUGUAUAGUUUAGUUCAAACACAGUCAGUAUCUCCAUGCUUAAAUAGCAUCUCAGCCUAAACAGCCACUUAGCUUCACUACUAGUAGAAGAGACUUAAGCGUGAACACUGAUUAUGGCUAAUCUGUGCUCAGAGGCAGUCAGUUAUGAAUGUUAUGUAUGUAUGAGAGCAUGAGUUUGUUGUUGUUCAUACACCAUAUCACAUGAAAUGCAAAGCUUUAGUUCAGUUUAGCCACUCUUGAAAUUCUCAUUAAAUGAGGUUUUCUUGCA
Messenger RNA from Coturnix japonica (Japanese quail), 2349 nucleotides. RefSeq names its product glutaredoxin 5 (gene GLRX5). The record is from RefSeq and is a predicted model, not a curated record. Gene Ontology annotation, cellular component: mitochondrial matrix. Lineage: Eukaryota; Metazoa; Chordata; Aves; Galliformes; Phasianidae.